AUGGUUCGUUCUUUAGUUUCCCGUAUAAUUUUCGCACAAUCUGGAUACUGCAGAUGCUUCGUUCAUGGAUUUAUGCCAUGGAGCACGAUGAAAGAGAAUCAGAGCCGGACAGGGACCGUACAGUUACAAACGGUGCAGAGGUUGGUCUCGUGAAGGUCACCCUAACAACCACAGAAUCGUUUAGGAAACGACGGCUGAUGAUCACAAAGCUAUCAUUGAGAAUCAAGAAAAUUUUCAGCAACGGCCCACAGGAACUGCUGUGUUAACGGACUUUCUGCAUGACAAGCUUCGGUUCGAAUAUAAAUACCUUAGAUAUUGUAUUAGAAGUCCACUUUUAUAUGAAGGGCAUCUUUAAUAGAAGGGCAUCGAGUAUAGCGCGCUUGAUCCGUUUUCAGUCGAUAUUCGUACGAUCUUCGAGUGGUACUGGGAUCGGAAAAGAGACGUUUCAAGUCUAGAGAAUUCUCUGUCUCGAAUUUCCUGAAAACGAGUGUUUUCGAAAAAAUGUAUUGUGCGAAAUUGAGAGAGCGUUAACUCUAGAGAACUAGUACAUUGGAAAAUAAAUAGAAGGGAAUGCACUUCUAGUACGGUAUUUACGGUAACUAGUGAAGAAUAUAUCUUAUUUUUCAUUCCUUUUCAGAUGGAUCAUUUACUUUUACGUUCAACAAAACUCGUCUUUUUUCUAUUACUGGACGUGUGUCGUUGCUGCAGGAAUACUUUAUAAUAUGUUCGCAAUGGUAAUAUUCAUAUUCGACGAUGUACAACAGGGAUAUUUUACUCUUUGGUUAUGCUUGAACAUAUUUUUUGAUAUAUGCUUCGCACUGGACUGUUUAGUAGGAGCGAGAAUGAGUGAGUUGUUAUUUAAUAUUAAGAAGAGGCUUAGGAACCAGAGAUCUUCGCAAGACAAAAUUAUUGAUCGCGGAUACGCAACACGAGUCUUAAACACCCCCGAAAACCUAUCAUAAUUAUCGAAGAUACAAAAAUUUUGAGGGGCGCGCGAAAUUUUUGAGAGCCAGGUUUACUUCUUUACUUUUGAACGCAGAAUUCUCGGAUCUGUGGUACUAAUAAUAUUGAAUGAGAAUCGUUUCUCGCGCAAUCGUAUACUUACAUGAUGAGUUUAAUUGCAGCUUUUGUGAGCGAAGGCAACGAAAUUAGACAAACUACAAGAACUUUCAAAAAUUAUCGUCAGAGUCGUAGAUUCAAGAUGGAUCUACUAUGUCUUGCACCAAUAGAUUUAUUAUUGUUUCUAUAUGCGAAUAUUUCAUUAAUAAGGGCAAUACGAAUGAUAAAAGGUGCAUACAGUAAGCAACUGUAUUAGUAAAAACAGUAACACUUUCAGCAUACCGUCUCUAUGAGUUUGUUAUUUUAACACAAAGAAGGACUGACUACCCUCACUUCAUGAAAAUUUUGUUUUUAACAACGUCUUGUGCGGUUCUUUUCCACUGGAAUGCAUGUGUUUACUUUCUUUUCUCUUUAUUCGAAGGGCUUUCCGAAGACGACACAAACGCAUUCGGAUUCUCAUACUAUAAGGUUUUCGAUCCGAGGUUUCCUACUUGUGAUGUAAGUUCACAACACAUUUGUGACUAUUAUAGAAAUGGCGCUCUGUUGAGAAUCUCUUUUUGCAGUGCAAAUUGAGAGACCUCGGGGCCGAGUUUGAAAAGUUAGGCCACGUUUUCAGUGGAAAAUUACUUCGCGGCCUAGAAAUUCUGCCAGAUUGCGAACAGCGCGCCCUUUCUAUCCGGUGCCCCUAUAAUAGGAGUUAAUUACACUUCAGACGUAUUUUGACAAAAACUGUUGGUUUCCGGAAAACGCGGAAGGUGUAUUAGAUCUGAGAGAAGAGAGGCCAAAGUACAUGCAGCAGAUGUAUCAAUAUUGGGAAAACAAGUAAGCUAAUUCGAAAUUCUCUGGAAAACGGAUUGCGAUUUGAUUAAGACACGUUCUCUGGAGAUGUGUAAACUAACAUUCGCAAAAACAGUCCUGAUGAAAAUAAACCAUGUAGCAUGAGCUCUUUUUCGAGUGAUGAAGCAGAAAAACGUAUUUUCUUGGAGCGUAGAGGAAAGAAAAUGAAAUUUUAUCGCUGAUGCGAAUAAAGAAAAUCCGAUCCACAUAUCUCGGUACCAGAUGAUCCGAUCGGGCUGAAACUUCGUCCCAGUAUGCUUGAACCCAUGUCCAAGAAGCCUGCAAAGUUUCAGUCCGAUCGGAAUAUUGCAAGUGGUUCAAAGGUCCACGUCAAGGGUCGGCCAACGACUCUGGAAACUCGAUUGGAAUCUAAUUGAAGAGUUUGCAAUCUAAUAAGAAAAAGCUCUAUUUCGCAAUCUAAUCAGAUUUAAUUGAAGUUCCAGUAAAAUCGUAUUAGAUUAAAAUUUAUUUUUCCUGAAUUGCAAACUAAUAAGAAAAAAUUGCAAACUAAUUAAAAAACAUUGCAAUCUAAUUAGAAAACAUUGCAAUCUAAUUAGAAAAAUUACAGUGAUUGCAAUCUAAUUAGAAGAUUUUGCAAUCUAAUUGAAGCAAAUUCUAUUUCAAACGAGUUCGUAUUAGAUUGCAAAGUUUUAUAAUUAGAUUGCGAUCGAGUUCCCAGAGGAAAAGCCCGUGCCAGCCAAUUGCCCAGCCCUGAAAGCAGCAAUCAAUUUAUAAGAAUUACUCUUUUAUUAAUGAGAAUUAUAAGUUCCAGAUACACUCUGUUGUCAAUGGGAAAUUUUUCUCGUGAAUACAGUAUGACCAUUUAUUGGUCAUCACUAACAAUAACAAAGUGUGGUCAACAACCGUGGCCUUCUACUAGUCCUCAAAAUGCAUUGGAAAUAUUCGACACACUCAUUGGAGUUCUUGUGUUCGCAACAAUUAUCGGAAGUGUGUUUUGAGUACUGCUUGAGAAUAGCGCUUUUUAAAUUUACCAUUCGGUACCUAAUUAUAAUGAAUUCAACCGAAUUCGGUUGAAUUACUUAUAUUUCACAAAUUCAGGCGUCGGCAACGUUGUCACCCAAAUGAGCAAAAAUGUGAAUGACUUCCGAGAAAUGAUGGAUGGUAUUAAGUUUUACAUGAAAUACAGGUCAGCAAUGGACCGAUAUGAAGGCAUCUCAAAAUUAAUUCUGGCAAUGUCGCUCUACAGCAAUCCCACGUUAAAUCUCGACCGCGGCCGCGACCUCUUCCAAUUUAGAAUUGAAUUCACGUGGAGAGCGGCAGAGCGCAAUUGGCAGACUUCUGCGGAUGCAAUAAUUCUCAAUGACUUUUAUUGACUUCUCAGGUAAAUCGUUUGUAAUCUAGCUAUAGCUAAUUCGCGUUUCUAACCGGACCUAAUUAGAUUGCUAAUUUACUGCAAUUAGAUUGCAAACUCUUCUAACUGGGCUGAUAAAUUUUCUAAUUAGAUUGGCGAAGCUAAUUAGAUUGCAAAAACACUGAUAUUAGAUUCAAAAUUUAUGUAAUUAGAUUAAAAUUUAGGGCAAACCUAUUAUAGGGGCACCGGAUAGAAAGGGCGCGUUGUUCGCAAUCUGGCCGAAUUUCUAGGCGGCGAAGUAAUUUUCCACUGAAAACGUGGCCUAACUUUUCAAACACGGCCCCGAGGACGCUCAAUUUGCACUGCAAAAAGAGUUUCUCAACAGAGCACCAUUUCUGUGCGGUGCCCCUAUAAUAGCUAGAUUAUGUUUAGAUUGCAAAAUCAGCUAGCUAGAGAGGGAGACUAGGUCCGGUUAGAAACGAGAAUUAGCUAGUUAGAUUAGAAACGAUUUGCCUGAGUUUUUCAACUUAAUGAAUUCUCUACUCAAAGACUUCUCAUUGCGAACUAUCAGUUUGUAUCUUAUUUUAUCCGUUUUUUAAAUAUAAGAUAUCUACAUUUUUGUCAUGUAAGGAAUGAACCUAACUACUGAGUAUUUAAUUUUCUGCAAAUGCACCAUAAUAGAUGGUCCACUCUGUGGGAAUAGGUGUCAUUGAGUAAUGUGGAAGUCAGUUAGCAAUAAGGUCAUAGAGCAAAAAAAAGUUGAUAAUCUGGAAGUCAUUGAGUAUUGGCCCAGAGUUAAUUGCUGGGGGAGAUGUUUUCAAAUAAUCUAUUUUCAGAGGAGUUCAAUCUGCAAUACAAGAGCGAGUUCUUAACUGCUUUCUUUAUCUCAACACACAUAAUCAGUUGUACGAUGAAAAAGUGAGUGAAAAUAACCGAGCGACACACACAUUUCGUUAUUAAUGCCGCGUCCAAUGUCUCGGAAAAACUGUAAAAACCGCAGAUUUUUCUGUCCAAAGUCGGCCGAAACUUGCGUGAAAAACGGGGGUGCGCACAGCUCGAAUGUAACCGUACCCCUAAAACUACGAUAUUUUUUGAAAAUUUGCGCACGAAAUUUGAAUAUUUUCAAAUAUCCUCAAGAAAUUAACAAAUUUUCAAAAAAUACCGUAGUUUUAGGGGUACGGUUACAUUCAUUGAGCUGUGCGCACCCCCGUUUUUCACGCAAAUUUCGGCCGACUUUGGACAGAAAAAUCUGCAGUUUUUACAGUUCUUCCGAGACAUUGGACGCGGCAUAAUCUAUUAUAGGGGCACCGGACAGAAAGAACGCGCUGUUAGCAAUCUGGCCGAAUUUCUAGACCACGAAGUAAUUUUCCACUGAAAACGUGGCUUAACUUUUCAAACUCGGCCCCGAGGUCGCUCAAUUUGCACUGCAAAAAGAGUUUCUCAACAGAGCGUCAUUUCUGUGCGGUGCCCCUAUAAUAACGGCGGCCUAAUAAGAUUGAUAUGACACCUAAUUAGAUUAAUAAAUUGUCUAGUUAGAUUAAUCAAUCUUCUAGCUAGAUUAAUAAGUGCUCAAAUCAAGUUUCACGCCAACCGUCUGCUGGCUCAAAUCUCGACUGCGCCAAGAAAAAACAGUCGAAUCUAUUAUAGGGGCACAGAACAGAAAUGGCGCUCUGUUGAGAAACUCUUUUUGCAGUGCAAAUUGAGCGACCUCGGGGACGAGUUUGAAAAAUUAGGCCACAUUUUCAGUGGAAAAUUACUUCGCGGCCUAGAAAUUCGGCCAGAUUGCGAACAGCGCGCCCUUUCUGUCCGGUGCCCCUAUAAUAAUUAGGUCGCGUUUAGAUGCAGUAACUUUCUAAUUAGAUUAAUAUCGAAUUGCCAGGCAAUGCGAAGAGGGGGCAGCGGUCACAAAUAAAGCAGCAACAAGUCCGUUGGUAUCAGGCUUGUACUUUUCUAUUUUUCAGGAAAUAAUUUCUGUUUUACCACCACGCUUCCAAGCUAGCAUAGCAGCAAACUUGCACGCGGAAACGUUGAGUAAAGUGGCGUUGUUCCACAAAUGUGAUCCUCGACUCUUACAAGAAGUUGUCAUGUUAGUAAAACAACAAGUUUAUUCCCCAAACGAUUAUUUAUGCCGGAAAAACGAAAAAGCAAAAGAAAUGUUCAUAGUUAAAAAAGGAAAACUUAGUGUCAUCGAUGACGACCGCGAAGUAUUAGUGGAUACGCUUGGCGAAGGAUCAACGUUUGGCGAACUGUCGAUUGUUCAUGUAAAAGGAAAUUUGUUAGGGGAUCGUAGAAGUGUGUCGUUGAGAAGUGUGGGAUACUCAGAUGUGUACAUUCUCCAUCAAGACGAUGUCACUAGAUUACUCCAAGAGUAUCCAGAUGAAAGAUUACGACUGUUAGAAAAUGGUAAAAAAGACGUUCGACUUGCUGAAAACUUAUCUGUUUAUAGCUCGUCGAACGCUGCAUUCUAGAGGGCUUCUGCAGACCACUGGAUUAGGAGAAAUGUUAAGCGAGAGUACCGAUGAUUUUGAAGAGGACGGAGUGGUGUGAAAAGUAUUUAUGCAUUUACACAAUAUGAAUUGCAGCUCGAUUUAUUAUCGGUUGAUGAACAAUUGAUCAGGCUUGAUAGCAUCAUUCUCAAUAUUGAUCAUGAACUAGGACAGAUGAUUCAGUCUUUCACGGUAUGUGUGUUCAUUAACCAGAGCCGGAUAAGAAUGAUGCGAAUGAUGAUUGCAGCACACCAGUGGAUUCUUCAAGAAACGCGUCACUUGUUUGGAAGAAACAUUCAAUUUCAACAAGAAACGGAUUCGCAACGAUUUGUACAAUGGCAUUCUAAAAACUGACUAUCAACAACAAAUGUUCCUAUAA
This is a messenger RNA of Caenorhabditis sp. 36 PRJEB53466, 6073 nucleotides long. NCBI's taxonomy places the organism in Eukaryota, Metazoa, Nematoda, Chromadorea, Rhabditida, Rhabditidae. The record is from the annotation of a GenBank genome assembly.